Messenger RNA from Tricharina praecox, 1077 nucleotides. Its product is annotated as NADH-ubiquinone oxidoreductase 304 kDa subunit precursor. Gene Ontology annotation, molecular function: NADH dehydrogenase (ubiquinone) activity. The record is from RefSeq and is a predicted model, not a curated record. The coding region runs from base 125 to 1000 and encodes 291 amino acids. Lineage: Eukaryota; Fungi; Ascomycota; Pezizomycetes; Pezizales; Pyronemataceae. The transcript is spliced from 2 exons.
AUUGGAGGUGUGGUGACUUCACGACCAUCAUCUGAACCGCAACACCCGGCCAACCCGCAUUCACCCUCACCAUCUCGUCCACCCCCACCACCGCCACCCCACCCCACCCGACCGCAUCACCACAAUGCCUCCCCAGCUCACCACCACGGCUCGUGCCCUGACCCGGGCAAUUGUCCAGAGCCAGCCCGCAACAGCCCGCCUCGGAGUGGGAGCGCUGAUCGCCUCCCGCAGCCAUUUCACCGGGCACCAGCGCCCGGAUGGCAGCGAGCUCCCGAAUCCGCGAACAGCGGCGCGCCCUCCCGCCGGCCCGCUCCGGGCCCCGAUCGUCGCCAACUCGGACAAAUACACCACCGCGUCGGACGCCCUGCACUCGUACGGCAAAUACCUGAUCUCGUCGCUGCCGAAGCACAUCCAGCAGUUCGCGGUGUGGAAAGACGAGCUGACGAUCUACAUCGCGCCGCAAUCCGUGAUCCCGGUGAUGACCUUCUUGAAGCUGCACACGGCGGCGCAGUUCACGCAGGUGACCGACAUCACAGCGGUGGACUACCCGUCGCGCUCGCAGCGCUUCGAAGUCGUCUACAACCUGCUCUCGAUCCGGCACAACUCUCGUAUCCGGAUCAAGACGUAUGCCGACGAGGCCACCCCCGUGCCCUCCGUCACCCCUCUCUUCGAGGGCGCAAACUGGUACGAGCGCGAAGUCUACGACCUGUUCGGCGUGUUCUUCACCAACCACCCCGACCUGCGGCGGAUCAUGACGGACUACGGCUUCGACGGCCACCCAUUGCGGAAAGACUUCCCGCUGACCGGGUACACCGAGGUGCGCUACGACGAGGAGAAGAAGCGCGUCGUCGUCGAGCCGCUCGAGAUGACGCAGGCCUUCAGAAACUUCCAGGGCGGAAGCUCGGCGUGGGAGCAGGUCGGCAGCGGUGUCGAUGCUAGCCCGCCGACUUUCAAGCUCCCCACGCCUGAACCAGAGGAGAAGAAAGAGGAGAAGAAGUGAGCGCGGCGAGGGGUGUGGCUUGCGGGAUGUAGCUUGCUCUUUUGUUGUAGGCAAAAUCGAGUGGUUUGUGUGCUGUA